Fomitopsis serialis is the source of this 2106-nucleotide messenger RNA. RefSeq lists its product as uncharacterized. Gene Ontology annotation, molecular function: DNA-binding transcription factor activity, RNA polymerase II-specific; zinc ion binding; DNA binding. The transcript is spliced from 5 exons. Gene Ontology annotation, biological process: regulation of DNA-templated transcription; DNA-templated transcription. The coding region runs from base 125 to 2038 and encodes 637 amino acids. The record is from RefSeq and is a predicted model, not a curated record. NCBI's taxonomy places the organism in Eukaryota, Fungi, Basidiomycota, Agaricomycetes, Polyporales, Fomitopsidaceae.
UAAGCUGUGCAGGCGCUGUGCAACAGGCGGACUAGAAGCCGCCCACUGUCUGUGACCACCCCUCGUACUCCUCGGUCCCGGCGCGAAGUCCUCUUCUCUUUACCACUACAUCCUCGCCAACGCCAUGUCUGACGACGGCAACGGGAACUCACUACAGAACGGCGGCAGCAAGGCGGCCCAGCGCGCCCGUAGGGUGCUGAACUGCGGGCCCUGCCGCAAGAACAAGCUCAAGUGCGAUAGGAAGCGACCCUGCUCGUCGUGUCAACUGCGAAAGAGCGAGACCGCUUGCCGCUACGAGGACGAAGGGUAUGGCGGCAACGGCCAGUGGCGUUUCGUUGGACCUCAGGGAGAGACCAUGGAUGUCUACGAGCCUGAACCCGCCAGCGAUCCUGAGUCUGACCGGGCUGAUAACGUACCCGUCGAGCAAUCGUGCCUAAUUGGUGGCGUUGUACCUGAUGCAAACAUGAACACCGAUCUACUCAACGAGGUCGCACAGGUUCGGCACCAGCUGGAGGCGUUGGAGCGCCAACUGAAACAAGGCAAUCAAGGCGCUUCUCAUCCAGCGGUGGCUUCGCUGCGCGCAGCUACCCAGGAAAACCCAUCCGACAUAGACAUGGCACCAGUUACUUUCGAUGCGCCGCCUCAGGCGGUACAAAACAUGUCUGGGAUGUUCUUGGGCCCUACCAGCGAUGUGUUCGCCGUGAACCAGUUCGUCGGCGGGCGACCUUCGCAGGGCCUUCCGAGCUUUUUGUCGAACCAUGUCCCCGUCCUCGACGUGCGUCACCACGACGCAGAUCUUGUCGCACAGCUCCCCGAUCACAACACCGUGGAGUACCUCAUCAACCAUUACUUCGAAUACUGCAACUGGAUCUACCGCUUCGUUCAUGAGCCAACCAUUCGCGAUGCGUGGCGGCGGUUUAGGAACGGCCAGUCCAUGACCCGCGUCGAGCUCGCCACUGUUUGCGUCGUUAUCGCAAUCACUAUCCGGUAUCUUCCUCUCGAUCACAAACUCUUCUCCCUCCUCCGCGGCGGUGCGAUCGAAUUGGGAAACACCUACUUUAGGGUAUCCUGCGAUCUUCUCGAGCGUCACCGCGAGAUCACGCCGACGCACAGGACUUACACGCUCGAGCUGGUCGAGCUCGUUUUGGCGCAGACGCACUACCUCAUUUUCUCAGAGAAGCGCCGCGAGGAGGUCUGGAUUCUGUGCGGCGAGCUGCUCACCAUUACUACCGCUAUGGGUCUGCACCGCGAUCCCCAGAACGUCUUGCCGGUCGAGCUCGCUGAGCGGCGCCGCUGGGCAUGGUGGAACCUUAUGCUCGUCGAGCGCUGGCACGCCUUCUCUCUGGGUCGGCCCAUCCGUAUUGCCUCUGACCACUUCGACGUCAAGCUGCCAGCACACAACCCGAACUCCGUCGGCUCGGACAGGAUCCACCUGCCGAAUAUCGCCCUCUUCAAGCUUAUGUACAUCUCCGCGGCGACUUCGGACGAGGCGAUGGCGAACAUCAGGGUCACCUUGCCGAUCCUGCAGCAGAGGGAUAAGCUGUUGACUGACUGGUUUGACGAGCUCCCUAAGGAGGUGUUCCAGGAUGGCCAGGAGUUGACCAACAACCUUGUCAGCCCGAUGCCGGCUGUUCGCCGUCUCGCUGUCCAGGGCACGAUCUUGCGCGGCUUGUACAACUACAUCCGCUUCACCCUUCAUCGUCCCAACAUCCUCUUGCCGAUGAGCUUGGACAUCGGAAUUCACUGCGCGUCGGACCUGAUCGGCCUGAUGGCGCAGGCGCACGACUCGAACACACCGGGUCACUUCAUCUGGGGCCCCUGCCAGACGUUCUCGGUCGCGAUGUUCUUCUCCCUGCAAAUCAUCAUCAACCCAUCCAGUCCCGCGCGCACCUGUACCAGGAGCAGAUCAAGAAGGCGAUCACGCUGUUCAAGCCGGACUGCUGCCUGCCGGGCAUCGCGGACGGUGCGAUCACGAUCCUCGGCACGCUUGCGCCGUUAUUCGAGAGCGACCUGCUCGCGAACCCGACGCCGGAGGUGACGCGCGAGAAGGAAGAGAUUCUGCACCUGGUGAACAACAUGACGUACCCGCACAGAGAGCUGCCCGAC